Messenger RNA from Equus quagga, 3162 nucleotides. RefSeq names its product 2'-5'-oligoadenylate synthase 3-like. The coding region runs from base 120 to 1499 and encodes 459 amino acids. Lineage: Eukaryota; Metazoa; Chordata; Mammalia; Perissodactyla; Equidae. The record is from RefSeq and is a predicted model, not a curated record. Gene Ontology annotation, cellular component: membrane; cytosol; nucleoplasm. Gene Ontology annotation, molecular function: double-stranded RNA binding; 2'-5'-oligoadenylate synthetase activity. The transcript is spliced from 9 exons. Gene Ontology annotation, biological process: regulation of ribonuclease activity.
CCAGACUGUGUCUCUUGGUACAAACUUCUGCCUUCUUUUUUGUCUUUAGCUACUUUACUUAAAAAAAAAUCCAGGGAGUAAUUCGAAAGGAUCUAAAUCCAAUACUUCAUUGGGAAAGGAUGUUGGCUGUUGAAUCCUAUCACUGUGAGCGCUGUGGGAGCGAUUUUGUCAGCUGCAUGGCUCUCAAGUAUCACUUUCGCCGGAGGCAUCUGGGGAAAGUUCACUGUGAAAACUGUGGCCAAGAAGUCCUGAGGGAGAAGCUCCAAGAUCACAGUAAGUCUGUACAUGACAGGUCAACCAUGGAGACACACAAGCUAAACUGGGAAAAUCUAGAAGAAAGAAAUAUAAAGCAUAAGGCUACAAAGAUAUCAAAAACCUGUAGGAUGUGUUCUAGGUGCUUUGGAACGGUCCUUAGCCGGGAGAACCACGAAAUACAAGAGCACCACUUCACAGCCAGUAAAAGAGCCCAAAUGUCUGCAGGAUUUUCACUUCAUAAUAUGUUGGAGUGCAAAAGUCCCCAAGAGCUACAGAGAUUUGCAGACGAAAAAAUCCACCCUGCCUCGGGUCCUCUGCGCGCGGCUUGUGUGGCUGAAAUUGCUGUGCUGGUCCAGCGGAUCCAGGAUUGCUUUCCGGUGCGGGACCCCCGAGUGAUCCAGGCUGGUUCUUACAUAAAGGGGACUGACACCAGAGGAUGCUCUGAGAUUGACAUUGUGUUGUUCAGUGACGUAUUUGCCAAUGCGAACCAUUGCAAGAAACAAUUGAGAGAAGGGUUGGAUGCUCUGAGAAAAAACCUGAAGCAAACUUCGUACGGGAACAGGAUUCUAAUGGGGAAGAGAGCACCACUGUCUUUAAGAUUCAAUUUCUUAUGUACUGGAAGUCUUCAUAGUCAUUCUUUUGAGAUCAUGGCCUACUAUGAUGUCCUGGGGCCUACACCCUCCGCAGAUUUAAAACUUCACCUUUACCGCAAACUGUAUCUCUGUAAGGACAGUGACGAGGCACAGCUGUGCGCCUUGGCCCUCCUGCCGUACCAAGUGGAUUUCGUCAAGGCAUCUGUCGGCAGGGUGAAGGAGCUGGUUCGUUUAGUGAUACAUUGGUUCAAGACAUCAUUUGCCAACCCCACCGAGGAAAAUAAAUUCCGGAGACUUCCCUCCUCUUACACGAUGGAGCUCCUCACAAUUUACGUCUGGGAACUGGCGGGAAAGCCCCUGCUCUUCAGCCUGGUGCAGGGCCUGAGGGCCGUCCUCAAACUUCUGGUUCAAUAUACAGAAAUCGACAUUGUUUGGCACAGACACUACCAUCGCAAGUUUCCCGUUUUUGUAAAGGUUAACCAGAAACACACAAGGCCGUUCAUUUUAGACCCUGUAAAUCCUACUGUCAACGUGUGUGACACCUGCAACGCCUGGGACGAAGUUGCCCACGUGGCGAGAUGCAGCCUCUUGAAGCCUCUUUUCAGCAGAGUGAGAGCUGAGCCCCCCUGGCUUUUCACAAACAACUGGUAAAUUGGGCGAGGAGCCACGGCUGUCCAUGCAUUCUAGGAAGAAAAUAAAAAAGAUGCAAAAUAUGUUGCCAAUAAGAACGCUCUGGAUGAAGACAGUAGGAAGGAAACUUCCUAAUUUAAUUCACUCCUUUAGGGAACCCAAUCUUUAACAAACAUUUUUAUGUGAGCCAUCGUUUAAAAUAAAACGAUCUGUUUCGGCCUUUAAGACAAUUGUCGUCCCCUGCCCUAUUUUUUGGAUUUAUUUGCUUUGGUGGCCUUGUGACCAAAAAAAAUCCAAGUAUUCACAAUGGAUAAAUAAAUAAAAUUCCCAGACCUUUUGAGAGAAGAUUAUCUAACUGGGUAACAUAGCUCCCACUGAAACUUUAUGGUUUCAGGUUGACUUUUCAACUCUCCUGGCAGUCUGGUAUUUCAUUGGGUCACUUGCAUUUUCAAAAUUCCACUAUGAAAACCUGCCUGCACUAAGUACUGGCUAUUUCCUUCCAGACAUCAUCUCACCAAUCACUACGUGGAAACAGAAAUAUCUGGGAGAUACACAAUGGAAUGCCUCACAAUAAAUUGUUUCCCCAAAUCAUUUUAUGACUGUGUCACGACUCGACUCACGGGUCAGAGCGGAGCCGUACUUAAGGCUUGCAAGUCGUUAAGGCCUAAGUAGGGAUAAAUAAACUAGCCAGGCUACUGAAUGGUCCAGUUUUGCCACAACUGUUUUCAAUUGUUGGGAUCAACUGUUUUCUUUUCUAUUAAGGAGCAUUAGCAGCCACUGAUAAUGAAAGCCAGGGCCCACCAGAAAUAGAGCGGAGGAAAUUUCCUGACUCACUUGCAUGGCAACAAUUCAUCAGCACUGAAGAUAUAUGAAGUGUGACUGCGAGUGAUGUGAGCCAUUAGGCUUCCCCCUGACAGAGCUCUUACAUGUAGAUGAGUGCUGUCCCCCUCGGGCUAGUCCCCGGAGAACCAGUGAGCUUAUUCCAGCGGGGUGAUUGCUCUGGAAACACUUUUGGAUUUCCCUUCAGGGGAGAAUCUUCUUUUGAACAUCCUUAAUGGUGACAAAAUUUGUCCUUUGAGGGUGGAUUUGAUUUUUGGAAAUGGUACAAUGUAUUCAUAGUGGACGUCUGUUGGUUUUUUGUCUACUCAGAAUUCUUUUCCCCAAGGAAGGGUUCGAGAGGUUGCAUUUCUUCUGUUGUUCAUUCUGUCUCUGAAGGCUCUUGAGGAGAAAUCAUUUCAAAAACGUCUUGAGAAAUGGCCACAUUUUCCCCAUUUUGGUAACUGAACCCAUAUUUACCUCGAAUGACUAGUCCUUCCAGACUAAGUCUAAAUCGUUUAGGUGGGAUGCCUUGAUGACCACUUCCAGAGGGACAGACUCGGGACGCAGGCCUGGCACAGCAAUUGAUUCAACUAAGACACCACUGUGGCACUCACUUCUGGAAUUUGGAUUUGAACUGUUGGGAGGAGAAUUUCUCAUUCUGCUAUGACAUAAGCAUGAAACUACUGGCCACCAUCUUGCUGCUCCAAGGGGAGAGCCUGCCUAAGAAUGGAGCCAAGGCAGAAGAACGCAGAUUUGAGAAAUGAGCAAUGAUACACAUGUAUGUGCAUGUAGGCAUACAUCUAUAUAACGAGAGCUCAAGUCCUGGAUCCAGAUGUACUUGGAGCAAAAACUAUCUUGGGCUUCU